AUGCGUCAGAGGGAGCCAUGCAUGGCAGGUCUCUACCUCCGGGAAGAAUUAGGGUUCAAGCACUCAGCAGGCUUCAGCUUGGUUUCCAAGGGCUACAGAGUGAGUGUAGUGCACACAGCUGUUGUGUACCAGCCUGACCUCUGGCUUAGAGUUUCCCAGACGGUGAAAUCAGCGCUGGAUAUUGAUGAGUGUGCUACUGGGAGAGUUAUCUGUCCACGAUUUAGGCACUGUGUCAAUACUUUUGGAAGCUAUAUUUGCAAGUGUCAUAAAGGCUUCGAUCUAGUGUACAUAGGAGGCAAAUACCAGUGCUAUGAUAUAGAUGAAUGUUCCCUUGGCUACCAUCAGUGUGGCAGUUUUUCACGAUGUUACAAUACACCAGGAUCCUACAAAUGCAAGUGUAAAGAAGGGCACAGAGACAAUGGAACAAACUGCAUACAACGGCCGGUGACCAAGCCAACGACUCGUCCUACUCCAGGACCAACAACUCGUCCUACACCUGUGCCAACGACUCGUCCUACACCCAGGCCAACAACGCAUCCUACACCAGUGCCAACGACUCGUCCUACACCCAGGCCCACAACUCGACUGACACCAAAGCCAACCACUAGGUAUGUGCCUGUGACAACAAGGCCAGUGAUGAGGCCGCCACCUCCAACACCACCUCAGCCUACAAUGAGACCUAUGCUACCACCACAAACAACUCCUCUGAUAAGAACUGAAGAGCCUUCACAGGUUCCCAUUGAAACAACACCUUCCCCAGGAAUUACAGAUGACAACAGGAUACAGCCGGAUCCUCAGAAACCCCGAGGAGAUGUGUUCAUUCCACGCCAGCCUGGAGUGAGCAAUAAUCUGUUUGAAAUACUUGAAAUUGAACGAGGGAUUACCGCCGAUGAAUAUGAAGCAAAUGAUGACCCAGGUGUGCUGGUACACAGCUGCAAUUUUGACAGUGGACUGUGUGGAUGGAUGAAGGAAAAAGAUGACGACUUGCACUGGGAACCAGUGAGAGACACAUCAGGGGGAUCAUAUCUUACCAUCGCCGACCCCGAAGGCAAAGAAGGAAGAGCAGCGCAUCUUAUCCUGCCGCUGGGUCACUCGGCGCCGGCUGGCGACUUGUGCCUGUCGUUCAGACAUAAGGUGCCUGGGCUGCAUUCUGCGGCCCUCCAAGUCUUUGUAAGGAAAAACGGCGCUCACGGACCCGCAGUUUGGGGAAGAAACGGGGGCCACGGCUGGAGACAGACACACAUAACUUUGCGAGGAGCGGGCAUCAAGAGUGUUAUUUUCAAAGGGGAGAAAGGGAAAGGAAGAACUGGGGAUAUUGGACUAGAUGACGUGAUCUUGAGGAGAGGACGCUGCUCUGAGGAGCAUUAG
This is a messenger RNA of Pterocles gutturalis (yellow-throated sandgrouse), 1368 nucleotides long. It is a transcript of the gene NPNT, whose product is annotated as nephronectin. Gene Ontology annotation, molecular function: calcium ion binding. The transcript is spliced from 8 exons. Lineage: Eukaryota; Metazoa; Chordata; Aves; Pterocliformes; Pteroclidae. The record is from RefSeq and is a predicted model, not a curated record. The coding region runs from base 1 to 1368 and encodes 455 amino acids. Gene Ontology annotation, cellular component: membrane.